This is a messenger RNA of Ruditapes philippinarum (Manila clam), 2253 nucleotides long. Its product is annotated as LIM/homeobox protein Lhx9-like. The transcript has 5 exons. Gene Ontology annotation, cellular component: nucleus. The record is from RefSeq and is a predicted model, not a curated record. Gene Ontology annotation, biological process: regulation of transcription by RNA polymerase II; neuron differentiation. Gene Ontology annotation, molecular function: RNA polymerase II transcription regulatory region sequence-specific DNA binding; DNA-binding transcription factor activity, RNA polymerase II-specific. The coding region runs from base 576 to 1739 and encodes 387 amino acids. Lineage: Eukaryota; Metazoa; Mollusca; Bivalvia; Venerida; Veneridae.
CUUAAGGCACCUGCGGAUUGAAAUGAAAAGAAAAUCAAACAGGGAUCGAUUUUAUGCUGUCUAGAUAUUGUUGAAAGGGGUAGGAAAGUUGUAAAUACCCGAGGGCAGAUUCACCUACCGAUCAAACAUGUAGAAAAUCUUGUGACAUUUGAGAACACUAUUGUUUGAAUAGUAAAAAAUCAGCGGGAUAUUUGAGCUGUGCGAAAAUCUCCAAAAUCUUGUAAAAACGGAAGGAAUUUAUGUACAAUGGCACAGCGGUCGACCGACUGGAUUAAUCGAGGUACGACCUCGGGAAUAAAACGAUAAAUGUACAAAAAAGAUUUCGUAUUCAAUCUUAAAAGUGUGCGUCUUUUCAAGAGAUUAAAGAAAAUACGUUAAAGAAAAAGGAUGUUUUAAAAAGAAACAUUUAUUAGAAGUUGGGUAUCAAAUAACUCACUUUGUUCACAUAAGUGCACUUAUAAUGAAUCAAUCAGUUGACAAACUUCAAACUACAGACUUUGUAUGUUAUAAAUGAAACACAGAGACAAUAUAUUUUUAUCACUAUUUUAUAAUAAUAAAUGGUAAAAUAACAUCUCAUGAAUAGCAAGAUGUUAGAUCAAGUUUAUGUUGGAGCAGCGCCUGAUGUGUUUGCAGACGUACGGACGAACAGUCUCGAAAAUGAAAAGCAUUAUGACACGAACAUAAACCAGAUGGUACCUGACUCAUCAGCCGAGAACCAGACAAUAAUAUGUGCUGGCUGUGGAACCAAGAUUGUUGAUAGGUACUUCCUGUUGGUUGCUGAGCAACACUGGCACGUGGAAUGUCUAAGAUGCGCCGAUUGUAACUUUCAACUGGACUCCCAACUUACGUGUUUCAUUCGAGACGGACUCAUUUUCUGCAAGUUGGAUUAUCACAGAAGAUACUCUCAGCAAAGAUGUGCAAGAUGUCACGUGGGUCUUUCAGCGCACGAGCUUGUUAUGCGUGCCAGAGAUUGUAUUUACCACAUAGAUUGUUUUCUUUGUUUCUCGUGCAAUAAACCUUUGAGAACGGGUGACACGUACGGUAUUCAUUGUGACCAAGUUUUCUGUCAAGAGGAUUAUGAACAUUUACUGAACAACUUUAACACAGACACGAGUUAUUGUAAUGAAUAUAGCACGAGUUUUCCGGGAAACAUUGGGGAUAUGUUAACAUUAUGUGGGGAACCAAUGUCCAAAGGCCGUAGUCGGAAACGAAAACACUUGCUUGCUCCUGACGGCUGCUUACAAUUAGGCAUAUUCACAAAUGACCAUGGAGAAAUACUAUCACGAGAUGCGUUUAAUGCUAGUCAUCCUCCGAGACAAAAACGAGUGCGAACUUCUUUCAAGCACCACCAACUUAGAACUAUGAAAUCUUAUUUUGCAAUGAAUCACAAUCCAGACGCCAAGGACCUUAAAGAAUUAUCAAGAAAAACUCAGCUUAGUAAACGUGUGCUACAGGUAUGGUUCCAAAACGCACGUGCAAAGUAUCGACGAAGUGCCGCGAAACAAGGCAAUGAAAUUCUAGAAGAUGGCAGUAGUUCUAAGCCAAUCGCAGAUGACAGUGAGACUUCCUGUAGGUCGCCAUCAGCUCUCUCUGACGUCAGUUCUAACCAUUCAGCUGCAUCGUCACUUGAUACAAACAACCAAUCAGUGGUCUCGUCUCUUGGCGUUACGGAAGAACACGACGAGGACAUCGAGCAUAUUAACGAAAUUUUUUCUGAUGAAAAUUCGGCACCAGCCUAAUGCUUUUGAUACAAACAUUUGACACUGACUUUAUAUAUCAGUAUGCAAGAUACAUGUAUUUUUUUUCAUACACAUGUCUGGACACUUAAUAUAUGAAAUAUAGAAAAAGGCUUGGAAUAAGUUGAAGUUAGCGAACUCAAAACAUAUAAAGUUUUGCAGCUAAUAAGAUAUAUCAGCAAUGCAUCCAAAAUUGCGGUGGGGUCCCCACCCUUUUUAUAUGAAGCCAUUUGUUCCUUACAUGGAUUCAGAAAUAUUCAUAAAAAGAAUCGGCGUAAAAGAAUUUUAUUAUAUCUAGUCAAAAUGUGUAACUUAAUUAAACUAUUUAUUUUGUGUCUACUGUGAGAGUAACAUUAUCUCUGGUAGAAAAAGUAUAAUCUUAUCUUCAAGAAGAAGAAAUGUCAUUUCUUAUGAAUAAAUAAAUUAUAGUUAUCUUUAUUACAUAUGUGCAAUACUGUUUUGUUUUAUAAACUUACAUGUCAUAUAAUUAUAUUAAUAAUAAACUUCCGACAUUGUA